Messenger RNA from Helianthus annuus (common sunflower), 710 nucleotides. RefSeq names its product protein LURP-one-related 5-like. Lineage: Eukaryota; Viridiplantae; Streptophyta; Magnoliopsida; Asterales; Asteraceae. Bases 64 to 672 code for a protein of 202 amino acids. The record is from RefSeq and is a predicted model, not a curated record. The transcript is spliced from 2 exons.
GAUCCAGUUAAAGUUUCUUCAAGUCCAAAACUCACGACACUUACAGUAUGGAAAAGAUCAAGCAUGAGCUUCCAAGGCACCGAUGGGUUCACAGUGUAUGAUGGCCAUGGACGGCUCGCUUUUCGCGUUGACAACUACUCCAGGAACAACGGCUGGUCCUGUGCCACUAACGAGGCUGCCACCGCCCUGGUCCUCAUGGAUGGAUCCGGCAGACCUUUGUUAACGCUCAAACCCCAGAUUUUCAGUUUUCAAAGUCAGUGGAAUGGUUGUGCAUAUAGAGAAGACCACAAGGGAUCAUCAAACAAGGACAGGACAAUAUUUCUUAUGCGGAGACCAUCAUCAACUUUCUUCGGCCGAACCCGAAACCAAGAAUCACAAUGCGAGGCAGAAGUCUUCUUCAGUCAUCAUACAGAACCAGAGUACCGAAUAGAGGGUUCAUUUUGGAAUCGUAAUAGCAGGAUCAGGAGCAUCGCUAGAGGAGAAGUGGUGGCCAAAAUUAUCAGGAAGCGGGCGAGUGGUGGUAGUUCUAGUAGAACUAUGGUUUUGAGCGAAGAAGUGUUCAGCCUGGUGGUGAGCCCUGGUUUUGACCCUCAACUCAUUAUGGCUUUUGUUGUCAUUCUGGAUCGCAUUUGUUAUAAGCCGUCGUUAUUCACCCCUCUCAUGUGUUCUUAAAUAAAUUGUUACAGACCUUUGUUGGUUGUCAUGUUACU